UUAGAUACUUGUACAAUGGAAUUAAUUUUCUUCCAGCACACCCUCAUUGCUGCACCAAAUACUGGACUGAUUGACUCAGAAGUAAUGGUUGGAUCUAAUUCCCAAGUGCCAUUGUUGUAUCGAGGCACAGGGCUGAUCACAGAUGCUGACAACCCCUUGGUUCUACCAGUGUUGAGGGCUCCAUCUACUGCAUAUUGCUAUAAUCCUACACAAUCCAUCACUGACUACCCUCAUGCCACAGGUCAGAAUAUGCUGUUAGUUGCUGCUCUGCAAGCUCGCAACAAUGCAAGAGUGGUAGUUUCAGGCUCACUAGAGUUUUUCUCUGAUGCCUUCAUCAUGGCUUCUGUCCAGACACCACAGGGUAAAUUUUAUGAACGCUCUGGCAAUGGCAAAGUGGUAGAAGCUCUUAGUCGCUGGGUAUUCCGGGAGGAGGGUGUCCUGCGUGUCGUAUCUAUUGAACAUCACCUUCAGGGAGAUUCUCAACCUCCAGUUGCAUACACUAUCAAGGAAGAUGUGGAGUACAAAAUUAUGGUUGAGAGGCUUGUGAAUGGCUCAUGGAAACCAUUCAUGGCAGAUGAUGUGCAGAUGGAAUUUGUUCGCAUUGACCCAUUCAUCAGGUUGACCAUGACGCCCAGUACUGAAGGGGUUUUCUCAGUCAAGUUCACGGUACCUGAUGUCUAUGGUGUUUACCAGUUCAAGGUGGAGUACAAUCGUGUUGGUUUUACACGUCUUUUCAGUUCCACUCAGGUAUCAGUUCGACCAUUCACUCACCGAGAAUAUGAGAGAUUUAUUGAGUGUGCCUACCCAUAUUAUGCUAGUGCCUUCUCCAUGAUGUUUGGUGUAUGGUUAUUUUCCAUGGUUUUCUUGCACCACAAAGAACCUAUCCCCAAACGUAAGGCUGAAUAAGGUUGCUUGUUUGACCUAACAGAACUAGUUAACUUAACCAUUCCUGCUGUUUCUUUCAGCUGUUGUUUGUGUAGAAAAGAUACAUAAGAAGCAUAUUCAUAAAUUUACAUUUGGUAACUAGAGGAUUUUUCAUGAAUCUUAAUAUUGAUAUACUGUAUUUUGGAGCUUAAUGUAAAUAUAUUGAUGUAAUUUUCAAUAUAAUAUGAUCUUGUGUAA
Messenger RNA from Penaeus indicus, 1122 nucleotides. RefSeq names its product dolichyl-diphosphooligosaccharide--protein glycosyltransferase 48 kDa subunit-like. NCBI's taxonomy places the organism in Eukaryota, Metazoa, Arthropoda, Malacostraca, Decapoda, Penaeidae. The record is from RefSeq and is a predicted model, not a curated record. The coding region runs from base 16 to 906 and encodes 296 amino acids. Gene Ontology annotation, cellular component: oligosaccharyltransferase complex; endoplasmic reticulum membrane. The transcript is spliced from 6 exons.